Messenger RNA from Branchiostoma floridae (Florida lancelet), 2396 nucleotides. Its product is annotated as mitochondrial potassium channel-like. The transcript is spliced from 3 exons. The coding region runs from base 101 to 1159 and encodes 352 amino acids. Lineage: Eukaryota; Metazoa; Chordata; Leptocardii; Amphioxiformes; Branchiostomatidae. The record is from RefSeq and is a predicted model, not a curated record.
UAUAAAGAAUAUGUGGUUUUCGAAACCAAAAUGGCGGCAUGACCCGACCAGAAUUUUUCACAUUCCCUUUCAUUCUACGAUAUAAAAUUUUAGUGUGAAGAUGUUGCGUUUUCGUUCAGUUCGGGAGUGGCACAAGCCCUUCCGCGGCUACUCGACUGCUCUAACAGGAAACAGAGCUGUAGACGACGCGUUAGAGAAGAUCACAAAAGGCCGGAUCGGCGGCUGGCUGGCGAGCUAUGAGCAGUUCGUGGGCAUCACGGAAGUCAAACAUGCACAGGGGAAGGUCACACAGGCUGAAGAGAACUUCAUGAAUUCAAGGAAACAGGUGAAGCAGCUCAAGGAGGAGGUCGAGUCUCUGCAACAGGACAUGACCACCUGUCGGGACAAGAUGGACCGCGUGAACCGGGGCGAACCACGGUACCUGGAGCUCGCCACGGAAGAACACAACCUCAUACAGGAGCUGCAGAAGGCCAGGGCCAAGUAUGGGCUGUUGGAGGACCAGGAACGGGACAAUUUCGCGCUGCUGCAAGCCGCCGUCCGAUCCAGCCACGAGAAGGAACGGGCGCGGACGGAGAGGACUAAGAACUGGUCCAUCAUCGGCUCUGUCACCGGCGCCAUCAUCGGAAUUAUCGGGUCCACGGCUGUCAAUCGCAGCAGAAUGAAGGAGCUCAGGUCGCUCAUACUGGACACUAAGGGCAACGGUGGGAUAACUCCUGACAUUGCAGAGAAAAUAGCCUCGACGGGAGAACAAUACAAGCAGAUCCAAGGAUCCCUACAGGAAGUCAAAACUCUUCUCAAUAACUCAGAAGCAACAAGUGCAGAUGUACCAAUAGGAGAUGUCAAACAUUUAGCUACGUUACUUAGAGAACAGGACAAGAAAUUUGAUGCAAGGAUACAAUCAAUUCUUCAUGCAAUAAAAGAAAGCGAUGUGGCAAUAAACGCACAGUUAGAUAGGAUAGGGAAGCUAGUGUCUAGCAGGGUUAGUGCAGGAGGCACUGCUGCGGUAGGGGUGUCGGAAGAGGUGCAGGAAUUGAUUGAUGCCACACAGAAGAAACUGGAAUGGCAGAUCCGAAUCAACACCCUCUCCACGGUAGUGUUUGUCUACGCAGCCUUUGCUCUGACGCUACCUAUCCUGCAGAAUAUCUUUCGAGGCUCAUGAUAGAGACAAAAUCGUGCAAAAGCUUGUAGUUUGCUUUUCAUUGUCAGCAUUUGGCACAUAUGUAAAAGAUGCAGUACUAUAAAAGUAUAAGGCAGCUUUAUUUUUGCAGUUGUCACAGUGACCUCUUCACUGUGAAUUCAUGACAUGGCAAAUAUGUCCCCCUAUAGAAAUGUUUUGACUGCAAAUUUAAAAAAAAAGAAUUAAAAACAUCUUCCCUAUUAUUGUGAAAUAAAACCACUGCAAAAGUAAACAAAUGUACAGUAGUAGGUCACAGGUCAUGGCACACAUCUAUUGUGGUGCUUUUUAAGAACAACUUUCAGGGUUGCAAUAAUUUUGGUUAGUGAAAACUUGAACCUAGCACUGGAGGUUUUGAGUCUCAGACAAACCCCAUUUUGAUGAAAACACACACGCAUACCAAAAGAAUAAUUAGCAGUGUAGUUUUAAUUAAUUGUUCUCAGAUAUAUAAAGAAAGAAGGGGAGCUAUGUAAAACUGAAGAUGUUAUUCUGUGAAGAAAAUCAGAUUGUAGCAUUUACAAAGUAAAACUUUGUAAAAGUUCCGAUUGUGGCCACUGGGGUACAUUUUGGGGAUAAUUUAUUGUGGAACCAAAGAGAUUUAAAGACUGGAAAAAUCUAGCCUUAAUUCCUUGCAAUAUAUUAAUGUGUGUGAAGUUGUUACUGCAUGCUAAGGUAUUUCUCAUAUCACGGGAACAGUGACAAUGUACAUGUACGGUAAUAUGUGUAUUCAGUCUGAUCACGUAUUCAUGUUGUAAUUUAUGUGAAACAACUUCUCUGAACACUUGAUUUAAACAUUAUAUACUUGGAUCAGAAUGCAAUUUAUGUACUGUGCAAAAUAGCACAUUUAUGAGAGUUGGGAACAGAGCUGUUCCAUUCCAUUUCAUUCCAUUGUGUACAGUGUAGUUUCUGUCCAGAGAUAAGUCUUAGUGCAUUAUCAGGAAUGCUCCUGUCUGUAAUGAUUUUGUCACCUGCUCACAGAAUGAGAAAUUAGAUACAAAUGUAUCAGCACAGUGGUUUUGCCUUGUGGCAGAUCUAUUUGUAGUUGAACAGUCAGUGUAUAUUCACUAGAAUUUUAAUUUUACACUAGUGUCUUUCAUACUGAUGAGAAGAUUUUUAUUCACACUAGGUUUCAAAGAGCGACAAAGAUCAUGGGACCAUACAAAGCACUUGUAAUUGUAUUGACACUUCUUCAUAAUCAGUGAGCAAAAUAAAGACCAUACAA